AUGGCAGCACCUGAGGAGGAUUAUUCAUCAAUACCUCUUAAUGAACGAGUAACACAUAAGAUUUGGAAAGUUCGGGUUGGAGCUUAUGAAGAACUUGCAAAACUAUUUAAAAAAUCAGAUAGUGAAAGCGACUUUAGGCCUUAUGAGGGAUUAAUGAAAAGCAUUGCGACAGAUUCCAAUGCUGUCGCUCAAGAAGCUGGUCUAACGACAUUGAUUGCAUUUGUUGAUAACGCACCAAAUCCAUUAAGGGCCAGGGCUUCUAUUAUACCGGCCGUUGUUGAUAAGGGUUUCGGCUCAAGCCGUUCUGGAACAAAAACUAAGGCAAUAGAACUCAUACUGUUAUAUAUAGAAGUUGAUAUACCAGAUCCCAUAGUGGAAGAUGUCCUUGCUGGAUUAAAUGCCAAACAACCUAAAUUGGUUGCCACAGCUGUUCAUGCACUUAAAGAGAUAAUUAGACUUUACGGUGCAAAAACAGUGAAUGUUAAGCCUAUUCUCAAAACUAUACCAAAAAUAUUUGCGCACACGGAUAAGAAUGUGAGAAGUGAGGGAACACAAUUAGUAAUAGAACUAUAUAAGUGGUUGAAUAAAGCAAUAGAUCCACAUUUAUCAGAGUUAAAGCCAGUACAGAUCAAAGAAUUGAAUGAAGCAUUUGAAAAAUUACCACAAGUAAAACCUCAACAGGAACGAUUAUUACGUUCACAAGUAGCUGCAGCAGAGGCAGCGGCGGAAGCUGGUGGAGGUGAUGAAGCUGAAGCAGAAGAGGAGAAAGAGAUUGAUGCAUAUGAUUUAGCAGAACCAGUCGAUGUUCUGUCAAAAUUAUCCAAAGAAUUCUAUACUGGAUUGGGUUCUACCAAAUGGAAAGAAAGGAAAGAAGCUCUGGAGGGUUUGUUAGAAAUCUGUAAGACACCGAGGAUCGUGGAUAAUAAUUAUUCUGAUUUAACCACUGCCCUUGCAAAGCGUAUGUCAGAUUCCAAUGUUCUAGUAGUUACAAUCGCAGCUAAUGUGAUAGAGGCGUUGGCCUUGGGUUUACGUGAAGCUUUUUCAAAAUAUAAACCAACGGUCGUAGGUCCCAUGAUAGAAAAACUUAAAGAAAGGAAGCAAAGUGUAGUUGAUGCUUUGGCUUCGGCACUGGAUGCCGUAUUUUUAAGUGUUACAAUAUCUGACGUUUCUGAGGACAUAUUGGCGGCCGGAAAACACAAGAACCCACAAGUUAAAUCAGAGUCCAUGAAAUGGCUUGUCAGAUGUAUAAAAAAUACUAAAAUUGCACCACAAAAGGCUGAAAUCAAAUCUUUAACUGAAAUGAUGGUGAAGGCUUCUGAGGAUAGUUUUGAACCUGUUCGUAAUGCAGCUUUUGAAGGAUUGGGAACAAUGAUGAAAGUCAUUGGUGAGAAGGCGAUGAACACUUUCUUGGAAGGGCUUGACGAUAUAAAAAAGGGAAAAGUCAAAGAAUGUUAUGAAAAGGCUGAAGUUAAAGUAAAAUAUUCUGCGGCGAAAAAGCCUCCACCUCCAGCCAAAGCAGAUGCACCCAAAGGGAAAUCCUCGGGAAAACCUGUGGCAAAAAAAGAAGCUGUGCGUCAUAUUUUAGGAGGAUCUGCACCCAAGAAGGCAGCUCCUGCUGGAAAAUCCGCCCCAGCAGCAAAGCCAGGAGGUCCUCCGAAAAAAGCUUCUGCUCCACCUCCUCAAAAGAAGAGCGGAAAGGUGAAGGAAGAAGUUAUCAAAUACAAGUUUACUAGCGAAGAAGUUGAGUCCAAGGUUGCUGAAUUGAUUUCUGACGAUCAGACUGCCGGAUUAAGUGAAAAGAAUUGGAAAUUACGUUUGGAGGCUAUUGAGAAUCUUCAAACCACGUUAGAAGAGAUGGAUCCGUCUGAAGUAGAAGCGGAGUUAUUUAUCAGAUUUCUUUCUAUUAAACCUGGCUGGAAAGAAAGCAAUUUUCAGAUUUUAUCAAAAGCAUUUAAUAUAAUGGAGAUACUUUGUCAAAAAGUUCCGUCAUUUGGAAAACCAGCGGCAGCAUUAGCAAUACCAAUAUUGAUAGAAAAGUUGGGCGACAUUAAACUAAAGAAAAGUGCAGGAGACGCAUUAACGGCUUUUACCGAAAAAAUAUCCUUACAAUUUGUAUUUUCGCAAGCAUAUGAUCCAUUGCGUAAAGCAAAAGCACCUAAGACAUUAGCUGAUAGUUUAACAUGGAUGCAUGGUGCUAUUAUGGAAUUUGGAAUAGCAGCUCUUCAAGUGCGUGAGUUGAUUGAAUUUCUCAAAUUCGCAUUAAGCAGUUCUAAUGCGGCUGUUCGCACAAAUUCUGUCACUGUUUUGGGAGCUUUGCGCGUUUUUGUAGGACCAGAUAUAAGAACAUUUGUUCAAGACUUAAAUCCUACACAACUAGCCACAAUUGACAGUGAAUUUGAGAAAGUAGCUGAUAAAGCACCUCCAAAAGCAUUAAAAACAAGCGUCGAUGUUAUAAGCACAGGAGGUAGUGGGAAAGAUACUUUAGAAGAAUUGUUUCCUAAAGUUGAUAUUAGCGCACAAUUUACUAGUAAAAUGAUGGCAGAAUGUAACGAUGAUAAAUGGAAAGUUCGAAAGGAUGCACUUGAUCAAGUCCUUGCUAUUGUUGAUGCUAAUAAGAAAAUUAAACCGAGCUUAGGUGACUUCAUUCCUAUCCUGAAAGCGAGGCUAUCAGAUAGUAAUAAAAACUUGCAAAUGAUGGCUUUGGAUAUAACUGCUAAGCUUGCUACUGCGAUGGGCAAGCCAUUUGACAGGCAUGUUAAAAUAUUAGUAGCACCAGUCACAGCUGUUCUUACAGAUAAAAAAGCAACAGUCCGCGGCAGUGCUAUUGGCACUUUGGAUGCUUUAGCAAAUGCUUGUGGGCUCGAUCCUUUAAUUGGUUCAUUUUCAACAAGUCUUGCGACUGAUAAUCCUUUAUUAAGAAAAGAUCUAUUGAGUUGGCUUUCUGAACGUCUCAAGGAAGCUGCAGAGAGUGAUAAAAAGAAUGCGUUACCAGACUUGUCACCCAUGGUUCAACCAAUUCUAUCUUGCUUACAAGAUCGGAAUGGUGAAGUUAGAAAAGCAGCACAGGCUUGUUUAGGACCUAUAGUAAAAAGUGCCGGUUAUGAUUAUGUAGUAGCAAAAUGUGGUGAUUUGAAAGGUGCAUUAAAACAGACAAUUAUGCCGAUGAUAGAAGCCGUUCGACCAACAGGCCCUAGUGGUCCCGCUGCGAGGAAGGAUGCUAAAAAGGCGGGCCUAAAAUCUCGGCUUGCUGCACCAUCAGGCAAGGAUAAAGCUGACGAAGACGAUGAAGAAAUAGAUGAUGACGAACCAGUGAAAUUGCCACCAGGAUUAAUUCUUAGACCACCAGCUAAUUCAACAUUUAAUAAACCUACUGCAUCAUUAGCAAAUCCAUUAGUCACAGCAAAUCCUAAUGCAUCGAGCAUACCUAUAAAUGGACCACCUUCUUUGUUAGCACAACCUAGUGGUAUUAGUAGGCUUCAGUCACCUUCUCAAAGAGGUGGUAUUCCAAGUGGUAUUGGUAGAGGGUUACCACCUCCGUCAAGAUUACAGUUUUCUCGAAUUCGUCCUAGUAUGAAUGGUGCAAAUGGGCAAAUUCCUACAGUAUCUAAUGGUUCCAUUGAUGAGAAUGAAACUAAGAAAGAUUUGUUUAGCAUAGAAGUUAAUAAAUCAGAACGUUCCCUAUCAGAGAAUAAUGAAAUAAAUGCGAUUCCGCAUUCUCCUGGAUUACCUCCUGUUAAACAGCGAACAUCUGAGCGCGGUUCUGUUUUUAUGGUGGAGAUUAUCAUUACUAAAAUUAUGAGUACAGAGUUUCAACAAAGUAUUGAGGCAUUGAAAGAGUUAGACAAACAUUUGAACACUUCUCCUGAAUCCAUUAUUCAUGAUGUAGAUGAACUCGUAAAUGCUUUGGCAUUCCAAGUUCGUAUUUCUUAUACACAGCUUCAACCACAAUCACAGAGUUUAAUUCGACUAUGUAAACAUCUUGUCAACGCUUUAGUACUAUUAUUUUCAAAUAAGAAUUUGGCAUUAGCAGUGUCUCAAGAUUCACUUGACCGUUUAUUAUCUGAGCUAGCACAUCGCUUGUUAGAUCAUAAUCUCACAAUAGUGGAUGGUGGUCAACAAUUAUCAAAAGCGCUUAAUGUCUCAAUGGUUAAGGUACUUGAAAAUAGCAAUCGUAACAGAACGUAUAGCGCACUAAUCUCAAUACUAGAAAAAUCAUCAUCUAAUUUGCGUGAAGUUGAUGCAGCUACAGCUACCACACAAACAAAGUUUACUGAACUAAUUAUGAAAUGUUUAUGGAAACUAGCAAAGACAGUUCAAGAUAAUUUGAAGGCUGGUAUCCUUUCACCGAAUCAAUUAUUACGUGAUCUCAAUAGCUUCUUUUUAGCAACACCACCAGCUGAAUGGAAAAGACGAGCAGCAGAAAAGGUACCAUUAGGCGAAAUGCCUUUACGUACGGUUAAAACAUUGUUACUUGAAUUGGUAACAGGUCUUGGUGAUAAUGUAUACGAACAUUUAGAUCUUAUUGAAGAUCCACAAAGGAGUUAUGUUUAUCCUUAUUUGCAUCAUAUGAUUGAGGCUACUAAGAAGAAGGAUAAGCUAGCUAAUAAUUCAACAAUCGCUUACAAUAAUAUAUCAAGUCGUUCAUCUUCAAUUUCAUCAGUCCGAUCUUUUAGUUCACCCGGUUCCGACUUGACACUUGCCACUACAGAUACUGCAAGAUCUUCUCCCUUAAACGAAGCUUCAAUUAAGAAUAAUUCAUCGGCAAAAAAUUCAUCAUCUAUAAGUUCUCCACCAGCUAGAAGUUCUCCAAUACCCGAAGUUCCUGGUCAUAUUAAUGAAACAAUGUCAAAUGCUUCAGAGCCAGUAAGUCCAGCGUCACCACGCACUCCGAUGACUCCGAAAUUCCCUACACCAACUAGUAGUGCACGUUCAUCAGGCUCACAUGAAGUAGAAAUGAAUGCACGGCUGACUCAAAUUUUCCUUAAAAUUGGAACGAGAGAAGAAACGAAAAAGGGUAUUUAUGAAUUAUAUGAAUUUCAAAAACUACACCCUGAAAUGGAAGGCAAGAUAACAACACAGUUAUCUAGGACAGGUCCAUAUUUCCAAAGUUAUAUUCGCCGUGGACUUGCAAACAUUGCUAUAGAAGAAGAAGAAAAGGAAAGAGCUAAUGUUAUCGCGGAAGUUAAAAAUCUCUUUCCUCAAAAUUCAAAUAAUCAUGAUAAAACGGAGGAUAAUAUAAUUCCAACAGAAGAUGAUCAACGUAAAAUAAAACUUUUGAGGCUACAACAAAUAUUUGGUUUUCAAGCCAUAAAUGAAAUAAAUGAAGAGAACGAAAAUAUCAGUUAA
Funneliformis mosseae is the source of this 5346-nucleotide messenger RNA. The record is from the annotation of a GenBank genome assembly. NCBI's taxonomy places the organism in Eukaryota, Fungi, Glomeromycota, Glomeromycetes, Glomerales, Glomeraceae.